AUGUGCUGCACACCUUAUACAAACUGUAACGUAGAACCCAUCACCGGAUGGGCAGACCAGUUCUAUGGUCCUUUUGGCUUGACGACAGCAUCAACUUUAGGCAUACUUAGGAGUGUCUACAUAUACGAUGUGCCACUUGAAAUAGUGCCUCUCGAUUAUGUCGUAAAUUGUGUAAUAUCAGUACUUUGGAAAACAUCCAAAUCUUCUAAACCCACCAUCUACACCAUCGUUCCCAAAAAAGAAAACGUGUGCACUUGGUACGAGGCACGGAAGCUUCUCUUUGCCCAUUAUUUAGAGAGUCCUCCUCUCCAAAUGGUGUGGUACUACGGGUUACAAUUUACCCCCUACAAGCUUCGGCAUGACAUAUAUGCUUUUUUCUUGCAUACAGUUGUUGCAUAUAUUGCUGAUUUUGCGCUCUUCUGCUUAGGAAAACCCACUGGUGUUGUGAAGAUCCACGAAAGAUUAGCUAAACAGAUUAGUUCGGUGGAGUAUUUCGUAACUCGGCACUAUCAUUUCCAUGACAAUAAUACUGAAAAUUUGUGGAACGAGAUGAAUGAAGAAGAUAAAGAGCUUUUUAAUUUUGACAUGAAAAAUAUGAAAUGGCGCGAUUAUUUGUUUAAAUCUUUUACAGGUUGUAAUGUGUAUUUGUUGAAAGAGAGCGGUGAGAAAAUUUCUGAAGCUAAGAGAAAAAUGAAAAUUUUGUUUGUGGUACACUGUGCGACGAAGGUUUUGAACAGACCACUUGAUCUGUUCACUUUUAGCGGGCCAAUGGGAGAGUCGGACAUUGACGUCACAGUAGUGAUUGGUGGCUGGUUGGAGAGGUGUGCGGGGGAAGUUCAAAUCGAAGAUAAAAAAGUGGAGAGGGUGGUCCAUGGGAAACGUCAACUGGGAGAUGUUCAAAUCGGAAUAGGGAAGGAAGGCCUGUAUGACCAGUCCUGA
Molecule: messenger RNA, 939 nt
Organism: Zophobas morio
Lineage: Eukaryota; Metazoa; Arthropoda; Insecta; Coleoptera; Tenebrionidae
Product: fatty acyl-CoA reductase wat-like
Exons: 7
Coding region: 1-939 (312 amino acids)
Biological process (GO): long-chain fatty-acyl-CoA metabolic process
Cellular component (GO): peroxisome
Molecular function (GO): alcohol-forming very long-chain fatty acyl-CoA reductase (NADP+) activity
Source: RefSeq, a predicted model, not a curated record